This is a messenger RNA of Labeo rohita (rohu), 2324 nucleotides long. RefSeq names its product kelch-like family member 24a (gene klhl24a). The record is from RefSeq and is a predicted model, not a curated record. NCBI's taxonomy places the organism in Eukaryota, Metazoa, Chordata, Actinopteri, Cypriniformes, Cyprinidae. The transcript is spliced from 8 exons. The coding region runs from base 339 to 2138 and encodes 599 amino acids. Gene Ontology annotation, molecular function: protein binding.
UUUCCCAUGAACGCAAUUCAACAGCUGAGAAAACAGAAGCUCAAAGCCAGCGUGUGUACUCUUUUGUGCCAGAGCACGCAGAGAGCGGUUAUGAAACGGACGUUGACAAAGAAAAUUUAAGAGUGACAGCACAAGUGCUCACGCUUAUGGAUCUGUUUUGUAGAAUCAAACGGAAUUGUUUGUUCGCAUUUACUUUUAAGGAUCUUACCCUUGCUGUUGUUUUUGAUGUUUUGCAGAAAGUUGAUCUCCUGUGGAUAAGGUGUUGAUGAUCUCCGAUCGUUUUUCUGCAUCCAUUGAUAGUGACUGUUUGUGGUGAAGGGCUCUUGUCAGAUACAAUCAUGGUGCUCAUUCUGGGUCGCCGUCUCAAUCAUGAGAACUCUGGUGGCAUGCCGGAAUCGCCAGGAAUCAAGCGUAAAGUCUUUGAAGUGGAGUCUAAGACCCUGAGUGAUGUGUUCAACUUCUCUUCUGGUUCCUCUCACUCUGAGAACGUUCUGCAGGUCUUCAACGAGUUCCGCGACAGCCGCCUAUUCACAGACGUGAUCAUUAGUGUCCAGGGUCGCGAGUUUCCGUGUCACCGUGCCGUGCUAUCGGCCUGCAGCAGUUACUUCCGUGCAAUGUUCUGCAACGACCACCGAGAGAGCCAUGAGAUGCUCGUGGAGAUCAACGGCAUCCAGGCUGACGCUAUGGACACGUUCUUGCAGUAUGUUUACACCGGUCGUGCCUGCAUCACCACGCACAACGUCCAGUUCCUCUUCGAGACCUCCAGCCUCUUCCAGAUCGUAAUUCUGAGGGAUGCUUGUGCAAAAUUCCUGGAAGAGCAGCUGGACCCCUGCAACUGCCUUGGGAUCCAGCGUUUCGCUGACGCCCACUCUCUCAAACAGCUUGCAAGUCGCUGCCGCACCUUCGCCUUGCUGAAUUUUCCAGAGGUGGCUCAGCAUGAAGAGUUUCUAGACCUCCACAAAGAUGAGCUGGAGGAAUACUUGGCCAGCGAUGAGCUGUCCAUUGGCAGGGAGGAGGUGGUGUUCGAGGCAGUGAUGCGUUGGGUCUACCAUGGCGUGGAGUACCGGAGACCCAUGCUGAAAGAUCUGCUACAACAUGUCCGAUUGCCUCUCCUGCACCCAAACUAUUUUGUACAGACGGUGGAAGGUGAUAAACUUAUCCAGAAUGCUCCAGAAUGUUACCAGCUGCUGCAUGAAGCACGUCGCUAUCACGUACUCGGCAAUGAGAUGAUGUCGCCACGAACCAGACCCCGCAGGUCUACUGGUUUCUCUGAAGUCAUUGUGGUGGUGGGAGGAUGUGAGCGAAUGGGGGGUUUCAAUCUGCCGUACACAGAAUGUUACGACCCUGUGACAGGAGAGUGGACGUCUCUUGCUAAACACCCUGAGUACACGAAGUCUGAGUAUGCAGUGUGCGCCCUCCGCAAUGAUAUCAUUGUGUCAGGUGGACGUAUCAACAGCAGUUACGUGUGGAUGUAUAACUCUCAGCUCAACGUCUGGAUCAGAGUGGCCUCUCUUAAUAAGGGUCGCUGGAGACACAAGAUGACCGUUCUACUGGGGAAGGUGUAUGCCAUUGGAGGUUAUGAUGGACAGUCUUGUCUCAGUAACGUGGAGGUGUACGACUUAUUCUCCAACCGUUGGACUGAGGUGGCUCCCAUGAAAGAAGCCGUUUCCUGCCCGGCGGUCACCACCUGUGCAGGAAAACUUUUCAUCAUUGGAGGACAACCCUCUGAAAACAGCUGCUCCAAUAAGGUCCAGUGUUAUGACCCAGAGACAGACAGCUGGCACCUGAAGGCUUGUAUUCCCAUCACCAAACCUAAUAUCUCUGCCGUUUCUCUCAACCACCUCAUCUACGUAUGCGGUGGCCUCACCAAGUCCAUCUACUGCUACGAUCCUUCACAGGACCACUGGAUGCAUGUGGGCCACACCUUCAGCAGACAGGAGAGUUGUGGUAUGUCAGUUUGCAAUGGAAAGAUCUACGUCCUGGGUGGACGAGGAGAAAACGGCGAAGCCUCUGACAACGUCGUGUGCUAUGACCCGGCCUCUGGCAUCAUCACAUCCACGGCUGCUAUGCCUCGACCCAUCUCCUACCACGGCUGUGUUACAAUACACCGUUUCAGCGAAAAACAACACAAAGCCUAAAGCAUCCGCAAACGCACAUGCAAACAUGGAGCUGUAGACUCUAACAUGCAUAUGAAAAAGACACUUACAUCACUUAUAUUGAGUGAUAACCUGAUUUCUAUACUUCGACACGCACUGUAGGUGUAGCACAAUGUUGAACUGCUAGAGUUUAUUACAUCAUCAUGCCAAAGCUGUUAUUAUCUAUAA